AUGCCGAGACUAUCCAAGCGUAAACUUCAAGCACAUAAAGCUAAUCAAGUGUCAGUAAAUGUACGAAAAACUGUUAAUCGUGAAGAACAAAUCCAAACUAUCAAUAAAGCAUUAUUACAAAUGAACGAUAAUGAAUUAGAAGUAAUUCACCAAGAUAUUAUCCAAUUAACUAGCAACAAAAAAGUAAUUCAAACUACACGUCGUCAAAAGCUAAUUGAAACUAUCAAACAAUUGCCGGAUAACCAACUAAAAUCUGCAAGUCACAUGUUAACUACGAUGAGAUAUUCCAAAGAGUCACAGGAGGGUAAUUUAUUUUCCCCGUUCAUACAAAAUAAGGCAUUAAAUUAUGUGAAUUCUUCACUUCACAAAGUAGGCCAAGACUCAAAAUCGUUUAUUCAAGAAAAUAAAACCCUUCAAAAAAAAAUAAAUCAAUUAGAAUAUUCCAAUGCUCAAAAAAGUUAUAAACUUAAGCAAUUGGCAGGAUCGAUAGCUCAAUUUGAACAUAAACAACAUCAGAAUAUCUCAAAAAUAUGUGCAAUUGCUCGUAAACCUCAAGUUUUAGACUCACGAAGCUUAAAAACAAGUAUUCAAGCUAUGCUCAUGAAAAAUAAAUAUGAAUACACAACUCAAUUUAUCAACAUGGCAACACAAGUAUCACAAAUCGAUGAUUCGUUAAUACCAAUUUCACGGCAAUCAAUUGUUCGAUGGAAUAAGGAGAUUA
Racocetra persica is the source of this 721-nucleotide messenger RNA. The record is from the annotation of a GenBank genome assembly. Lineage: Eukaryota; Fungi; Glomeromycota; Glomeromycetes; Diversisporales; Gigasporaceae.